AUGCGUGUUGGACUUGGCGCCACACAGGUACGUGAGGCACCUGUUGGGUGCGACAAGGAAGCAAUCGGAAGUGAAGAGACGAGGGAAAGCUUGGAUGCGGCGAGAAGAAACCGCAGCGCGCACAAGGAGCGAACACGGGGCCGUGCGCAGGGAUUUCGUCGGCAAAGGUUAUACGGUUCGCGCAGUGUGAGCAGUGGGGGAAAGACGAACAUACAGGGAAAGACUCCUGUAUUUGCCCACGCAUUAUCUUUACUGCUGCUCGUCAUGUCUGCCGGGAGACAGACGAGCUGGUACGAAGAGACGUACGGGUUCGGGCUGGAGCCGUACGAGGAGUCCCAGCCUGAGUCGUCGGCACGGCCAGCGACGACCUCAACGACGACGACGACGACAUCGCGCUCGUCGACGCCCUCAGAUGCCAGCACUAUCACUGACCUCAGACCAAUGCACACGGCCGUCGACCAGCCCGCAAAGAACUCGAAGCUGAAGCCGUCGAGGUCCAUCUUCACCCGCAGGCUCUCGAAGCGUGCGUCUGCCCAGGACCCGACCAAACCCUCUCGCCGCGCCUCUGCCCAGUCCGACGACAGCGACAACGAGCGCGAUGUCCUCAGCCCUCUCCCCAACAAUGAGUCCACCGACACCCUCGGUAUCCCCCCCGUCGCCCGCUCCAUCAUCCCCGACGUCCUCGCCACGCUCCCCUCAUGGUACAACACUCAGGGCGACGUCGCCUCGGUCAUUCAAUUUCGUGCUAGAUACCCCAUACACAACCCAGUUGGCCCUCGUUAUUACAAGAAUUGUCAUCUAUCUCCUCCAUCCAACCGUCCCUCCUCCGUCUUCUCCCCUUCCUUCCCACCCAUGGCUCCCGACCGCAUAGAGGACCAAGUCCGUCCCCGCAGUCGCACCCCCUCACGUUCCCCACUCUCCACCCCAAAUUCUUCCCAAGUCCGCAUCCAAGAGCCUGGAAAGCCUCGCACACGCAAGCUGUCCAAUACUCCUCACGAUAAUGUCGACAUGCUCGACGCGUCCGAUCCUUGGGGGACCAACUGGCACCACCAGUCUCCAUACGAUGCGCUCAACCCUAGUCCCGUCUCUGCAGAACCAUCAGAUAACCGCGUGCGGUCUCGAUCUCGCAUGUCCAGCAUGAAUGGUAACCUGCACAAGACCACCACGCCAUCCCCUUUGUCCCAAUCGACAUCUGCCAUUCACCUCCAAUAUUCAGAACCCGAUGGCGUAGAACUCGGCCGAAAACUGACAAAACGCCGCAAACCGAGCGUUCGCGGCGUGUUCAGCUCUCUUUCGGACAGCGCGCAGCCCGGCGUAAUUUCUGCGCCUACUACACCGCUUGACCCUACCUAUCAGGAUAAAACUGAGCCUAGGACCCUUCUGCGCAAGAUGUCGAGACGGACGUCCGGAAUGAAUCAGCACCUCGGUGUUCCCUCCCUCACGCCAGAAUCUACAACGUCGUUAGCGGUGCCCGAGAAGAAGGAAAAACGAACGAGCGUUCUCGGAAAAAUAGCGCGUCGGUUCAGCGUCUUGAGGAAAGGUCACGAUAACCAUAGAUCGUCUGGAUCCGGUGCCAAGGAAGUUGAUGAUGACUGGCAGAACGUGAAUCGGGCGUCGCUCGAGCCACCUAGACGCGCUUCACCCACGAAGCCCGUGAGGAACAGCGCAGACGCGAGCAAGCGCGUCCCACCUCCAUCCCUUGAGCCCGAAUAUUCUGAGCCACCCACCACCACCAGCGUCAGUCUCGACAGCACGCCCAAUAGUGAAUACGCCGAUCGAAACUCUUCGACUCCUUCAUUUGAGGUUCCGAUUUCGAAUGGGAAACUCACCAUCGCCAACCCAGACGUGCAAAGCCUUAGUGAUGCCUCUCCCAUAACACAACACAUGCCCUUCUCCGAGGCCUUUUCGCCAGCGUCACCGGAAGACAAGCCCGUUCCUCCCCUCCCUCCACCCUCUCCAUUCAAUCCCGACCCUUCACCAACUGUCCUCGUCCAAUCACCAAUGCAAAUAACGCACGAGACUCCUUGGGCCACACCCAUUCAUCCUUCUCCUCUAAUGUCCGCACCAGUAAUUUCCUCCACCACGACAUUUCCGACCAUCCCCUCCUACUCGUCUUCUUCCUCCUCAUCUCCGCCUUCUCAGCCUUUAGUUCCUCCACCAGCUAUCGCCGCCAUCGCUUCUUCGUCUUCUGCGUCGGCCGAUUCGCCACUCUCGAGAGCUUCGCUGAUGGUGAAUCCGCCCACGCCUUAUACCCCUCCUGUACAGAUACCUCCAUUAGCUAGCGUUCCCGUGUCCUCACCUGCACCUGCACCGGCGCCCGUACUACCAUCGAUCACUUCGCCCGUCUCCCCUCCAUCUUCUACACUACCAAUCUCAUCACCCUUCUCGAACCGCCAACGUUCACCUUCCGUCACUGCACCCGCUCCUGCACCCGCACCCGCACCCGUACCACCGGCAACCUCUCCAUCCUCCUCCCCGGUACCCGCCACAUCACCCUUCUCGAACCGUCAACGCUCACCUUCGACCACGACUCCUUCCACCACCACCCACACCCACGCCCAUACACAUGCGCAUGCCGAAUCAUCCUCUGCCUCUGUUGUCGUGACGAGGACUAGACCCGAGAUUAAACUCGAUAUUAAUCACACCAACCCCGCUCCCGCUUCGAAUGCUCAUACUACUCGUCGGACGAGCGAACCUACACCUGCUCCUUCCACUGCUCCUACCACCGCUGCCCCUACCACCGCCGCCACCCCCGCUCCCACCACCGCAACGACUGCCACUCCCGCUACUACUACGGCCGCGACAUCCGUCAGUAACGGCAAGACGGAGAGGACGGAGAGGACAGAGCACCAGCACCACCGCACGAAAUCGACGAGCCCUGUUCCUGUGAAGAAGCGCGAAACGGAGACGUUCAGACUUGUCAGAUCGCCGUCGCAGGGGAAUGAGCUGCAGGGUGGGCCUGAAGGCGUCAUUGUCAAUGGUGAUAUGAGUGAUGCGAACGGUAUUAGAGGAAGCGGUGAGAUUAAUGGUGCAAGUGGAAGUGGGAUGACUGGUGGCGGUGGGAUGGAGACGAUCGUGGCGCAUGGGGAGCAUUGGGAGGUUGUGGGGAGUCCGGAGCCGGUGAAGAGGAAGUUGGGGAGGGAGGAGUCGAAGCAUGGGAGGGGGAGUCAGAGGGAGAAGGAGAGGGGACGUGAGAAGGAGAAAGAACGGGAGAGAGAGAAGGAUAAGGAGCGAGAAAGGGAGAGGGAGAGGGACAAGGAGCGAGAGAGGGAGAGGGAGGCGAGGAGGGCAGAGAAGGAGAGGGAGAGGGAAAGAGAGAAGGAGAGGGAGCGGGCGGCGAGGGAGAAGGAGAGAGAGCGAGAGAAGGAGAGGGCACGUGCUGAGAAGGAGAAGGAACGUCAGAGGGAGAGAGAUCGUGCUGAUAGAGAGAGAGAGAAGGAAAAGGAGCGUGCUGAGCGGGAGAGGCAGAAGGAGAAGGAGAGAGCUGAGCGGGAAAGGGCGAAGGAGCGUGAGCGUUCGGAGAGGGAGAGGGAGAAAGCAAAGGCGAAAGAGAGGGCAGAGAGGGAUAGAUUGGAGAAGGAGAAGGUAGCACGAGAGAGAUCUGAGAGGGAACGGGCUGAGAAACACCAUAAGGCGGAUUCUAAGGAGAGGGUGGAUAAAGAGAAGACCGCCGAAGGUGCGAGCAAGUCGGCUCAUCAGGCACGCGCCCCCCACACAGCAGAAACGGACAUUCCGCUCAGCACCACCACCAUAACGUCCUCUCACGUAAAAAGGAGCAGUUCACCGAGCCGAAAACGCGCAAGUCACGAUGAGCGCCGGUCACUCAAUGGAGGUGAUAAAGCUGUCGCGGAGAUUAGUACCAGGACCCACAAGCAUUCGGGGGUGGCGAGCGGGAGUGGGAGUGGAAGUGGGCAGGCCCUAGAGCGACGUCCUUCGGCGUCUGCUUCAACCCAACGACCCACCUCUGACGGAACGACCGCGGCAGACUUGCAUGCGAUCAGGGCGAAGGAAGCUUGGGAGAUGGAUAGACUAUGGAAGGGGCGGAGUCUGGCUUAUGGUUCUGAGGGCACACAGGUCGUUUACGCUCAGACCAUACACGGAGACGGAUCCCUCGCAUCCAACGCCAGUAUCGAAGGAGAGAUGCACAGGAUCAGUACCGGACACGGUUCAGCCCACACUUCUUUCAAGCUACAAGCGCCUUUCCAACCCCCAGCUGCUCCUUCAUCGUCGUAUGACUCGAUGUCCAACGGGUCUCCUGUCAUCUACGCUUCGGAUCCUCAUGCAUAUCCUAAAGAAUCCCAUGGAUAUGGGUACAAUUCAUACCCCGACCUUGCCACCAUCCCCUCCGAAUCAGACUCUAUAGAUUCUUCUCCCCGUCGACCGCGUACGAAUCCGCUCCCGGAACCUCCGAGGAUGUCACCCUAUACACCUGCACCACUUCCUGCGUCUUUGAGCGAGCACGAUUCCCCGCAUUCGGCGGAGUAUUGGGCUAAGUAUGCGGGCGUGACGAGGGUGCCACCCACGCAGAGUUGAUCUAUUCGCCGUCGUCGUCGUCAUCCUUGUCCUCGAACAUGUUGAUGUUGAUACCAUGGACGUUAGUUUCUUCAUCUUCUGUGUUACACUACAUAUUUGCAGCUGCUAUGCAUUAUGACGAUUAAUUAUUUGGCUGCUUCUUAGUUAUCUACUUUUUACUUGCUCGCUUCAUUUCAUUUCAUGCACAUGCACUUCGGUCUCGAGAUGUUUUCUUCCGGCUUCGCAGUCUGCAUUAUCUACAUGGUUAUACAUAGAUCGAUCGUCCGUUCGUUUUCGUUUUUUUUUUCUGUCUCUCGCUAUUAUUGCUCUGAUUCUGACUCCGACUCCAGGCUCCUGCUUGUUCUCUCGUACGCUCGCUCGCUCUCUUUCUUGUCUCGUCUCAUCUCCGACUCUGGCUACCCCCACCUGCAAUUGCAUUGGCUUCUAGUCUACCACAUUGCACAUUGCUCCUUGCUCCGACCCGAUCCGUUCGUUCUCAUACAUUCAUAUCUCACCCAUCAUGAUGUCUGUCAAUGACCUCACCUUUCACGAGCUCUCGUACUUCUGCGUCAUCCUUCCAAUCCCCAUUCUACUGCAGUCUUUCUUCUUCUUCUACAGACCUAGGCUUGCUAUCAUCUUCGAGACGUCCUUUUUUGUCACUUAUCACCUAGUUUUACUUGCUACUUACACAACUCACGGACACUGUUCUUCGAAUAACUUUUUUCUUCUGUUUCUGUUUGUUUUAGGGUAGCGCUGGCUGGCUGGUUGUUUAGUAAGUUGUUGGUGUGUUGAUUUUGUUUGUGAUAAAGACUCCUCGGUGUACUUCUUGCGUUAUUU
Stereum hirsutum FP-91666 SS1 is the source of this 5349-nucleotide messenger RNA. RefSeq lists its product as uncharacterized. The transcript is spliced from 4 exons. Bases 1 to 4533 code for a protein of 1510 amino acids. The record is from RefSeq and is a predicted model, not a curated record. Lineage: Eukaryota; Fungi; Basidiomycota; Agaricomycetes; Russulales; Stereaceae.